Molecule: messenger RNA, 905 nt
Organism: Cuscuta campestris
Lineage: Eukaryota; Viridiplantae; Streptophyta; Magnoliopsida; Solanales; Convolvulaceae
Source: the annotation of a GenBank genome assembly
CGGUGGGGAGGAAGAGGGAGGCGAAGGACCAAGGCAAGCGCACUUCCUCCCACUGAAGGGAUAGUUCUUCUCAAGAGCUGGCUGUAAUCGUGGUGGAGGAUCAAGAUGAUGCGGCCCCAGAAACGGGCACAAUGGCGGCCCAUUCCCCACUGCACCCUCUGAUGCCAGGUGGCGACCUUGCUGGGCCGUCCCAAGGUAUUGUCCUGGAGCGACCUCCUUCGUCGCCCGUAGUGACCUACGAGGUGGCGAUCGAGGGUCGCUCGGCGAGGCUUAGCAUCCCCCCCCCACCCCAAAGUUUAGGGGACGUGCAGCUGGAGACCUUGAUCACCUUGCCCGCGGAAGACCAGGCCCGCAUCUCGGCUGGUUCUGAGGACGACCUCGACAACAUGGUCCUCUUGAGACUUAGCCAGGCUACGCUGGGGAUGAUUGAGGUCGUUGGCAGGAAGCGGGGCCGUCAAGCGGCUUCGGAUGAGGCGAUGAAGGCAGCGGAAGCCAAGCAGAAGGAAUUACAGGGCUCAAAAGGGAUUGAUAGUACUAAUCAUCCCAACAAGGGUGGGGGCCUGGGUGUUACAGAGAAAGCCUCCCAAAAGGACCGCUACAUCGCUCUUGAGGCAGAUAAAGCUUCCUUGUCUUUGGAGGUGGAAUCUGUUUCUGCUCGCGUGGUCGAGUUGGAAGGGGAGAAGUCUGACCAGAUCCAGCAAUUGGAGAUGGAGAAGAGCGACCGGGCCCGCCACGCAGAGGGAGCGGUAGAAUCCUUUAAGUCCUCUCCUGACUUUACAAUGGUCGCCCUGGAGCGGAUGGAUAAGCUGACAGCCGAAUGACUCAAAACUGAACCUGGGGCCCAAUGGAUGGUCAAAGAGGGGACCAAGUCCUUCAAUUGUGGACUCUUCCGCGCUGAACAGGUC